Messenger RNA from Chelonia mydas (Green sea turtle), 1781 nucleotides. Its product is annotated as immunoglobulin superfamily member 1. Gene Ontology annotation, molecular function: transmembrane signaling receptor activity. The coding region runs from base 31 to 1386 and encodes 451 amino acids. The transcript has 9 exons. The record is from RefSeq and is a predicted model, not a curated record. Gene Ontology annotation, biological process: cell surface receptor signaling pathway. NCBI's taxonomy places the organism in Eukaryota, Metazoa, Chordata, Testudines, Cheloniidae.
AGUAAAAAGAAUCACCAUUGUAAAAUCAGGAUGAGAGAAGCAGAGACAGGGCCAGUGACUGAGCUAAGAACCCAGCUCCCACCCCAGAGCGACCGGCUCCGCAUGGCGCUAACUCUCCUUCUGCCUGUGCUGGCCUGUCUCCCGACUGUCCCACGGCUGGUCUCACCCGCAGAGUUUCCAGACGUGGCUCCCCGGGCCCCGGCGCUGUCUGCGAACCCCCACAGGCCCGCCUACCUCCCCGGGGAAUCCCUGAACCUCACCUGCUCCGUGCCCGGAGGGGACCAGGUGGUGCAAUUCCAGCUGUGGAAGGACGGGGAAGCACAGCCCCCCACGGACAGCCGCGGGCAGCGGGUUCACAGCUUCCCUCUGGCACAGCUCAGGGUGCAGGACACUGGAACGUACACCUGUCUGUACUGCUUACGGCAAUCCAAGGGACAGAGGCAAUCCUGGAGGAGUAACCCCAUCUCCGUCUCUGUCUAUGACCAUCCCACAGCCCCGUCCCUGUCCGUGAGCCCUCGGCACCCCGUGUACCUCCCUGGAGAAGCUGUUACCCUCCCGUGCAUGGCUCCCCCUGGAGCUCACCCAGCUGCAGGAUUCCAGUUCUCCAGGGUUGGUGGAAGGAACCUCUCAUCUGGAAGCAAUGACACCCACACCCUGAGCAUCACGGGGCUGGCUGAUGCUGGGUCCUUCACCUGCCUGUACUGGAUAUGCCCAUCCAGACGGUGCAUCCAGUCCUGGGAGAGCCGCCCCAUCUCCAUCAAUGUAACAGAUCUGCCUUCCCAGCCAUUGCUGAGCAUAGAUCCCCCAUCCGAAGCAGUGAGUGAAGGGCUCCCCCUGCUCAUCAGCUGCAUGGCCCCCGGUGACACCGGCGACUGGAGAUUUCAAUUCUACAAGGAUGGAGACGAGCUUGUUCCUGGGAAUGUUGGGUUUGAGAUCAGCACCACAGAGCCCGGCGCCAGCUCUGUGAAUGUCUCCGUGCUCAGGAUCCCCAGGGCCAGUCUCAACAACACUGGGGAAUUCACCUGCGGGUACGAGGAGAACGUGAGCGGGAGGUGGGUCCCGUCCCGCAGGAGCCGGGCCGUGAAUAUCACCGUGAACAUCGCAGCGACAGCCUGGGCCCAACCUAGAAACAAGCUGCUACCAUGUGGGAUCCUCGUGGUUCUGGGCAUGGCUCUGGCUGCCCUCGUCUGCUACUGCAGGAGGAACAAGAGAGUUCCAGAGCCUUUGCAAUAUCUGAGGGGAUCUGAGCCCGGGGAAGGCGAUGGGGGACUGGACCCCAGGAGGUGCCGUGAGGAAUUGAAACCCAACAGUGUCAGAGUGGAGCUACCAGAAGAGGGCUCCGAUGUGUACACACUCCUGACCUUCCCCUCCUCUGCACCGCCCUGAGCACCGGGGAAGGGGAAUGGAGCAUCGGGAACGGAGGGGUUGCUUCGCCACAAGGGGCUGCCCCGGGACUUCCAGGGAGCCACUCGGUGAGGGGCAGGGAGAGAACCCAGAAAUCCAAAUCAGGGGCCCUUUAACAAUCAGGGCUCAGACACCCCAGCCUGGGCAUCUCCCCCUGUGGCCAAUCAUCCAGCUGCCCUCAUACACACACGGACAGGGUCGUCCCCGCCAACAGAGGCAGCAGGGACACACACACACACACAUGGAGAAGGUCCCAUCUCCUCCAACAGGGGGCAGCAGGGAAACACACACACACACACUUCCUACCAUUCUUAACCUUUAUCACUGUCUCUUACUUUCGCUGCAUUUGCUGUUCCAUUAACAUUCAUUCUCCAAGG